AUGGCUUUGGCCUGUGCAGGCAGCGCCUUUGUGGCGCCAAGUGGACAGUUUUCCUCCGCGCGGGGCGCCACCUACGAGGCGGCAACCCCGGCGGGCAGAAGUGCAGGGAGCAGAAGCUCCGCGGCCCCAGUUGCCGUUGGCGUGGCCAUGGCAUUGAUUCUGGGAAAGCGACGGGUUUCUAGGCCGCGAAUCGCUGCUCGUUCCGAUCCCAAACCCAGGAACAAGCUCACCGCAGAGAUGGAGGGGGUCGGGAUCCACAAGAACGAGGGCAAGAAGAGUGCCAAGGUGGAGAAGAAGGAAGACAAGGAAGACAAGAAGGAGGAGAAGAAGGAUAAGCCCGCUGAAGAGGCCAAGGCUGAGAAGAAGGAAGAGAAGAAGCCGGAAAAGAAGGAGGACAAGCCAGAGGCCAAGGCCGAGAAGAAGGAAGAAAAGAAGGAGGAGAAGAAGGAGGAGAAGCCUGCUGACGAGGCCAAGGCUGAGAAGAAGGAAGAGAAGAAGCCGGACAAGAAGGAGGACAAGCCAGAGGCCAAGGCCGAGAAGAAGGAAGAUAAGAAGGAGGAAAAGAAGGAGGAGAAGCCUGCUGACGAGGCCAAGGCUGAGAAGAAGGAAGAGAAGAAGGAGGACAAGCCGGAGGCCAAGGGCGAGAAGAAGGAAGAAAAGAAGGAGGAGAAGAAGGAGGAGAAGCCUGCUGACGAGGCCAAGGCUGAGAAGAAGGAAGAGAAGAAGCCGGACAAGAAGGAGGACAAGCCAGAGGCCAAGGCCGAGAAGACUGAAGACAAGAAGGAGGAAAAGAAGGAGGAGAAGCCUGCUGAAGAGGCCAAGGCCGAGAAGAAGGAAGAGAAGAAGGAGGACAAGCCAGAGGCCAAGGCCGAGAAGAAGGAAGAGAAGAAAGAGGAAAAGAAGGAGGAAAAACCGGCUGAAGAGGCUAAGGCUGAGAAGAAGGAAGAGAAGAAGCCGGACAAGAAGGAGGACAAGCCAGAGGCCAAGGCCGAGAAGAAGGAGGAGAAGAAGGAGGAGAAGAAGGAGGAGAAGAAGGAGGAGAAGAAGGAGGAGAAGAAGGAGGAGAAGAAGGAGGAGAAGCCUGCUGACGAGGCCAAGGCUGAGAAGAAGGAAGAGAAGAAGCCGGACAAGAAGAAGGACAAGCCAGAGGCCAAGGCUGAGAAGGAAAAGGUCACGCCCGCGCCCGCCAAGGCGGAAACGGAGGAUGAGUCUGGGCAGAAGCUCAGCAGGCACGUGGCCAACAUCGCCAGCCAGGAUGGCGGGGAGUCGGCCCUGCGCGGCAUCCGCGAGUUCUUCGGCAGCCGAGAGGCGGAGCUGGAGAAGGCUUUGGAGGCCCAGAAGAAGAGGCAAGAGAAGAUUGUGGCCGAGAUGGAGAAGCAAACCGAAGAGAUCCAACAGAAAAUGGAGGCCCAGUUGAAGGCGGAAGCCCGUCAGGGCGAGGAGCUCCGAGAAAGGAUCGAGGCCCUGCAGGAGACCUACACGAACGUCAGCGACCAGCUGGAGAUGUCCCAGAUCUCCAACGAGAAGCUGCAGGUGGACCGGGACAACCUCCGGAACGAUGUGCAGCGCCUUGAGGAGCUGCUGAGGGAAGAGCAGGAGCGCAACGAGCAGCAGAUGAAGGAGGCAGAGGAGGAGGCCAAGAAGAAGGAGGAAGAGCUGCAGAAGCUGGAGGAGAAGAAGCAGGAGCUGGCCGUCACCGUGAGGGAGUUGGACAAGCAGAUGCAGGCAGAGCGCGAGGCAUCGAAGAAGAAGGAGUCGAAGCUCAAAACCGAGCUGACCGGCGUUCAAGAAGCGCUCACCUCCUCUAGGGCGGAGACGGGCGAGGUGCUCACCAAUCUCAAGGAGUCGCGCAAGGAGAAUGCUGCACUCAAGGAGAAGGUAAGCAAAGUGGAGGAGAACCUGGCCGACUCCCAGAAGAAGCAGGAGGAGCUCAACAAGAAGCUGAGGGAGGUGAUGGCGGAAGGCGACCGCCUGAAGAAGGAGACCGAGCUGCUGAAGCAGGCCGCCGAGGUGGCUGCAGGACGUGAGAGGAACUACAAGAACAUGAUGGAGAAGUUUGCUCAGAAGAGCAAGGACCUGGAGAAGGGCAUGACGCAGCUGGAGACGGAGAACAAGCAGCUCCUGGACCGCAUCGGCCAGCUGGAGGUCGUGGCGGAGAAUGAGAAGAAGCUGUCGCAGCAGCUGGAGGUGUCCACCUCGGAGAACGACCAGCUGGCGCGGGAGCUGCAGGAGCUCGAGGCCUCCCUGCAGAGCAAGGACUCGCACAUCGGCAAGCUGUCCAGCGACUUGAAGGAAGUCCACCAAGAGAAGAAGCUCAUCAAGCAGAAGUCGAAGGAGUUCCAGGCGAAGGCCGAGAAGAAGUUCCAGUUGGAUGAGCAAAAGAUCUGGGAGACCACUGAGAAGGUGGUGCAGGCCAAGGCCGAGACCAAGUACGCGCUCAAGGAGGCGGAGAAGGCCAAGCAGGACGCGGCCGAGGAGAGGAAGCGCCUCACCAAGGAGGCGGAAGACCUACGCCGCGCCGCCGACGCCAAGGUCCAGACAGAGGCGCAGAGGGCAGCUCAAGCUCACGCCCGAGCGGACCAGGCGGACGCGGAGCGGCAGAAGGCGCUGCAGGAGGCCGACGCGGCCAAGAAGAAGGCGGAGGCCGAGAAGGUUGCCGCCAUUAACAAGGCAGAGGAGGCUCGAAAGGCUGCCGAAGAGCAGGCGGCCAAGGAAGCCCAGGAGGCCUCGAAGGCCAAGAAGGCCGCGGAGAGCGCCCACACGGAGAAGAGCAACGCCCUCUCCGAGGCCGCCGCCAUCAAGAAGGCAGCAGAAGAGGCGAAGGAGAAAGCCAUGAAGGCCGCUGAUGAGGCCGUUAAGAAGGCAGACCAGAAGGUGGCGGAGGAGAACGCCAAGGCGAAGCAAGCUCAUGAGGUCAUGGAAGCUGCAGAGGUGGCCAAGGCCAAGGCCCUGGAGGAGGCACUCUCGGCGCGGAAGGCGGCGGAGGAGGCCAAGGUGGCGGAGCACCAGGCACUCUCCGAGAUGAGGGAGCUGACGCAGAAGCAGGCCAUGGACCUGGCGGCCAAGGCCGAAGCCGCCAAGAAGGCGGUGGAGGAAGCGCAGGCUGCCCAGCAGAAGCUGGUAGAGCAGGCGGCGGCGGCGCGGAAGGCCGCCGCGGAGAAGGACCAGCUGGCCUCGGAGUUGAAGACACCGAGCGCAGCAAGAUGACAGGGCUGACUGACGUGCAGGCCAUUUUCCUGAGAUCUGGAAAGAUCCUGAGUCCGUGGCCUCCAUUUUUCCCAAUGUAAGGGGCAACGGCUCGGCCAUUUGGCUUUGGCACGCGGUCUUGUUGGGCCAACGAUCAAGCGCCUGCGCUGGGUGCAGAGUCAGAGGUUCAGGCGGUUCAGGCGUAUGUUUUCAGGUGAUUAGAUGGCACGUAUUCGCGCGGUCAACAGAACCGGCUGCCUGUCGGCAGCAUGCGAUUUUAGAGUAGCAGAGAGACACCCAAGAGUCUAGAGAAGCCUCGCAUACCGACACC
Effrenium voratum is the source of this 3517-nucleotide messenger RNA. The record is from the annotation of a GenBank genome assembly. NCBI's taxonomy places the organism in Eukaryota, Dinophyceae, Suessiales, Symbiodiniaceae.